This is a messenger RNA of Trichobilharzia szidati, 741 nucleotides long. The record is from the annotation of a GenBank genome assembly. NCBI's taxonomy places the organism in Eukaryota, Metazoa, Platyhelminthes, Trematoda, Strigeidida, Schistosomatidae.
AUGGCUUGUGUUCUACUGCCACAUCUCAUCAAAAUGAAGCCUGUCAAGAAAUCUGAGGAAAUUUCACCACCAAUUGACCAGAACGUAACUUUAAAAUCAACGAAUGCAAGCAAAACUGCUGAGAAGCCUGUUGUACAGAUGGAAGCCAAGGCAAACAAAAGUGUGGUGAACGUAACCGAAGGAGAGGCUGUCAAAAAGGUGGAAGAAGAGAAGAGUGUCAAAAAAGUACAAUUAGAGAAGGAAAUCAAAGAUGAGAAGAAGACGAAAGAAGAGAAGGAAGUGAAGAAGCUGAAAGAAGAGACAGAUGCCAAGAAAGUGAAAGAAGAGAAAGGCGUGAGUAAGGUGAACGAAAUCAAGGAUGUGAAGAAGACGAAAGAAGAAAAGGAAAUGAAGAAUGUCAAAGAGGAUAAAAGCGUGAAGAAUGUCAAAGUAGAUAAACCAGUGAAGGUGGAAGAGAAGAAAGAUGUGAAGAAGGCGAAGGAAGAGACUGUUGUGAAGAAGAUUACAGAAGAGAAGACUAUCAAGAAGGUGAAUUUAGAGGAGAAUGCGAAGAAGGCCAAAGAAGUGAAGGGUGUGAAGACAACAAAAGAAGUGAAAGAGAAGAAGAACGGAGAAGAAGAGAAGGAUGCAGAAGAAGAGGAGAAUGAGAAGGACGAGGAAGAUGAGGAAGAGGAAGAGGAAGAAGAGGAUGAAGAUGACGAUGACGAAGAUGAUGAAGACGAAAAGAAAGAGGACGAUUAG